UUUCUCUGUCCUACCCUCUUAAUGAUUAACUUGCGGGCUGCUGUUAGCAGGACCUUGGCCACAGAAUUAUAGUGUUUUUCCAGUUUGGCGAAAGGUGUGUGACGGCAGACCUUGUUAUAAUCGGCCGUCAUCAUGCAAGAUGAGACUCGGCAGCUCAGCCUCAAGCGUGAAGUGGGCCUGGCGGGCGCCGUGUCCCUCAUCGGGGGGACGAUGAUCGGCUCGGGGAUCUUCAUGUCACCGCAGACGGUGCUCGCCACCGUCGGCAGCCCCGGAGCCAGUCUGGUGGUGUGGGCGUGCUGCGGUCUGCUGGUCAUACUUGCUUCUUUUUGCUAUAUUGAACUGGGGACCGUCAUGAGAGAAUCUGGCGGAGAGUACGUCUACAUCCUCAGGACGUCAGGCCCAGUCGUUGCCUUUAUGUUAAUCUUCAGCUCUGUUUUAUUUGUCAGACCCGCCGGUGUGGUCGGCAUCUCGCUCAGUUUCGCUCAGUAUGUUGCGGCCCCGUUUUACCCAGAUUGUGCGCCUCCUGUUAUGCUGGUCAAGUGUGUGGCCGCAGCCGCAAUUAUUACGGUGGCUACGGUGAAUUGUCUUAACGUUCGCUUUUCAAUGUCGGUGCAAGUGUUUUUAAUGGUGGCUAAGGUCCUGGCGCUGGCAGUCAUAAUAGUAGGAGGUGUGGUGAUGCUCGCCAGAGGAAACACUGAAAACUUUCAAGACUCAUUUGAGAACUCAAAUGUUGGCAUCAAUCCAAUUGGUGUUGCUUUCUACCAGGGGCUGUGGUCAUAUGAUGGCUGGAAUAACCUCAACUAUGUGACAGAGGAAUUAAAACGUCCAGAGGUGAAUCUUCCGAGAGCAGUAGUGAUUGCAAUCUCAACGGUGACUGGCUUGUAUCUGCUGGUGAACGUCAGCUACCUGACAGUAAUGACGCCGAAAGAGCUCAUUUCAUCCAAUGCAGUGGCUGUCACAUGGGGGAACAAAGUGUUAGGAUCCUGGGGAUGGAUCAUGUCAAUAGCUGCAGCUUUGUCAGCUUUUGGGUCACUGAACGGGACGUUCUUCAGUGGUGGACGCGUGUGCUUUGUUGCUGCACGCGAAGGACACAUGCCGGAUAUUCUGUCCAUGGCUCACGUACACAGACUGACUCCAUCGCCAGCACUAAUUUUCACCACUGUCGUCUCCUUGCUGGUGCUCAUCCCCGGAGACUUUCAGACUAUUGUCAACUUCUUCAGUUUCACGGCCUGGUUUUUUUAUGCCAUCACAUUGUUUGGUCUCCUCUACCUCAAGAUCAAGAAGCCAGAGCUCCCAAGGCCAUACAGGGUUCCCAUUAUACUGCCCAUACUGGUCCUCAUCGCAGCAGUAUUCCUUGUGCUGGCCCCCAUCAUUGACAAUCCGCAGAUCGAAUACCUCUAUGUGACUUUAUUUAUCUUCAGUGGGGUCAUCAUCUACAUACCUUUCAUUCAUUACAAGCUAUGCCCGGGCCUGUUAACAAAGUUGACCAUAUUCCUGCAGCUAUUUUUACAGGUUGCCCCAGCAGAGAAAAACCUAUGAUGUGGGCUUAAAGAUUUCAUUUAUUUGAAUUUCCUGCUGUUUACUGGCAAUUUCGAUCUCUAUGAAACUUCAACCUAAUUGCAGUGCUGUACACGUUACAUAACCUGCUAGGCCAAUACAAAUAAUCACACCGUGUCAUAUUUUUUUGAAACUACCAUUCCACAAUUUAAGUCUAACAGACCUCUGAUAUUGUCAUCCUGGAAUGGAAAAACUUGCUUAAACAGUAAACAUAGGAGGCAAGAAUACCUCAUUUUUUACAGUUGUUUUAAUUGAUUUCACUCAAAGAAGUUAUUUUCUUAAUCAAACACAAUGAUUAUCAAUAUCCUGUGGCAUUUUAAUAAUGUGUUAGGCAGUUGUUAACCGUGUUUAAUUUGAGUAGUUAAAUGUUUUUUUUCUUAUGGUCAAUAACCUGAGCCUCCUAAGAGUUGCAUCGUCUGCACCAGUAUGGGAAAGGUCUAAGAUAGUGUAAUGGUUGUUCCUCACUGCAUUGACUACAGUUCAUUAACUUAAUUACAAAGCACUUUGCAAGCAGGUUUUCUUCUCAUCGGUUUUCUCUGGGUACAUGGGCUGUCUCCCACAUUCCAAAAACAUGCAUAUUAGGUUUAUUGAAAACAAGUCUAAAUUGUCCACAGGUGUGAAUGUGAAUGGUUGUUUGUUGUUUCUAUAUGUGCCCUGCAAUCGGCUGGCGACGAGUCCAAGGU
Phycodurus eques (leafy seadragon) is the source of this 2240-nucleotide messenger RNA. RefSeq names its product b(0,+)-type amino acid transporter 1. Gene Ontology annotation, biological process: amino acid transmembrane transport. Gene Ontology annotation, cellular component: membrane. Lineage: Eukaryota; Metazoa; Chordata; Actinopteri; Syngnathiformes; Syngnathidae. Gene Ontology annotation, molecular function: L-amino acid transmembrane transporter activity. The record is from RefSeq and is a predicted model, not a curated record.